This is a messenger RNA of Sphaeramia orbicularis (orbiculate cardinalfish), 2550 nucleotides long. RefSeq lists its product as uncharacterized. The record is from RefSeq and is a predicted model, not a curated record. The transcript has 12 exons. Bases 97 to 1992 code for a protein of 631 amino acids. Lineage: Eukaryota; Metazoa; Chordata; Actinopteri; Kurtiformes; Apogonidae.
UGCGCCCUCACUUUCCAGUAUUGGAUGUCCAUCAUCUGAAACACUUUCAAAUCGGUAAGUGGUCAGUGUCACAUAGUUUUCAUUUCCAUUUUAUGUAUGGAAACAUUUCUAGUGUUCCAACACACCUACACUAUCCGUAGAGAGGACCAGCUGCCUGUGACGGAAAGACUCGAAAAUCCUGACAGCACCAUGGAUGCCACUGAGGUUCUAGAGGAAAGUCUACAGAACAUGAGCAUCCAGGAUGCUGAAAUCCAGAACAUGGAUGAGCAGGAGAUAAAUGACCUGAAGAAUAGUGUAAUUGAUUGGGGUGAUGGUGGAGGUGUCAAUAAUGAUGAAGACAUUGAAGCAGAUGACAGUCAGUAUGAGGACUAUGUCCCUCAUAUUAGUAUUCGGAUGGGUGGAGCAUUGCAGGCACCACCAUGCCUAGACAGUCUGCCUUUGAUAGAUGCAAGUGAGACAGUACAUGACAUCCCGGAUAUAGAGCCUCCAUCAGUCGACCUACCUCCACCUCAUCAACCUAAUUUCCCUACACUGGAUGUCAUGACUGAAGACGACCUAAUUGGUAAACAAGCCUCCAUCACAUAUGAGGAUUGUUUGGAGCAGCUAGCAAUAACCCUUGUGCUUCCAGUCCAAAAGUGCCCAUACAGAUGUGGUGUCAGCCAAGUGGAGUGUCAGUACCGUCCUCCCUUUGAAGUUACCAUUACUCGCAGGGGUACUGCGAGCAUCAUGGAAUGGACCUGUCCUGUUGGCCAUGCUGUUUGGAGAUGGAGCUCACAGCCUACUGUGAAAUACAGGAUGCUGGCAGGGGACUUUAUGUUGGCCAGCAAUAUCCUGCUCUCAGGGAACAACUACGCCAAAAUCUCUCUUCUGUUUCAGUUCAUGAACAUGGGGAUGGUGGACCAGAGUUCCUUCUUCAGUAUUCAGGACACAUAUUGUGUAGAUACUGUAAAGGAAUUUUGGGAGGAGAGGAGGGCUGAGGCUAUACAUCGCCUAAAAGACAGAGAUGUGGUGAUAGUAGCGGAUGGAAGAAUGGACAGCCCUGGACAUUGUGCCCAGUACUGUACAUACACUGCAAUGGAGAAUGAAUCAACGGAAAUAAUCUCUGUCAUCACUGUGGACAAAAGGGAGACUGGGCGAAAUUCCAUAAUCAUGGAGAGAGAGGCAUUUGUGCGGACAGUUGACGGGCUUCUGAAUGAGGUGAAGCUAGUGGAGGUCUGCACUGAUGCCCAUGUCCAGAUCUCUACCCUAAUGAACAAAGGAAAGUACAAAGACCUUGGGGUGCAGCACAGCCUGGAUAUGUGGCAUGGGGCUAAGAAUUUGGCAAAAAGGAUCCAUGCUGCUGCACAGGUCAAGGGUCAGUCAAGUUUGAGCUACUGGCUGAAAGAUAUUGUCAACCACUUUUGGUGGUGCUGCAAAACAGCAGAUUCUUACGAAGACUUCCAUGAGUUGUGGCUUGGACUUCUACAUCAUGUCACAAAUGAACACAAGUGGGUACUGGGAGGCUGCCAGCAUGCAGACUUGGAAUCUGGUGGAAGUCAACAGUGGCUUGUGAGAGACUCCAUGGCACAUGGGGCCCUGAAGAGCAUCGUUAGAAACAAGAGGUGGCUUAACGAGGUCCACAAAUACCUGAACUUUAGGUCCACUGCUGAUCUGGAGUCCUUCCAAAAUCACAUUUUAAUGUAUGCCAACAAGCGUACAGCAUUUAGCCCUCCUGUCUUUGAGGCCAGGAUGCUCCUUGCAGCGAUGGACUAUAAUUAUCACAAGGACCGCCCUGAGUUUUGCAAAUCAGAUGGAAGCAAACUGUAUAAGAGACUAUAUAACAAAAAUGCACGCAGGUAUAUGCUGUACACUGUGAAGGCAUCUAAGACGUAUGGCUACAUCCCACAACUGCAAACUAUGAUUCUUCGGAAGAGAAUAGCUGGGAAGGGGAUGCCCAGACGGAGGACACUUCGACCUGAUGACCCCAGGGCUACAUGCCACACUCCAAGUUAGAUAUCAUGCAUAAUACAACUAAAGUUGAUAUACACUAUUUUUUUUGGUUUCUCUCCUCAGUUCCAGCAUUCCAGACUGAAGACCAGUGAAGCCCAGUUUACAGAGCCUCGCAACCUUAGUUGUUGUCAUGUUGCAUUUAAUGUCACAAGCUGCUUCUCACCACUUUGAGACUAAAAAGAUUGUAAAGUACAAAGGAACUUAGUCAAGUUAUCUAUUUAUAUGUUUAUUAAACCUUUACCACUAUACCAUACUUUGUUUUGGUAUUGAUCCUCUACAUACUGAUUGUUGCAUUCCUAAUAUGCCAUCUUAUGGAAAAAGGCAUAACACUGUUAUUCUGAAUAAACUUUUUUAUCGAAAAAAGGAGAACGGUUCAUUACAAACUUAAAUCUAAAACAACCAUAUAAAACCAUAUAUACAGCAAUAAAUAACUGAAAGUAAACAGUUUACAGUAAAUCAAAAUAAAUAGUGGUUACAAAGCCUGAGUUUGAUUAAAUGGUGGGUACAAAGCCUGUGUACUGGCCCUGUGGGUCAGGGUAUUUGUCCCUUACUCUCCAUACA